UUUCAAGUGACACAUUCGCGUUUAUCUAGGACUCAUAACCUCAAGUGUCGCCGGGCCGUCUCGGUCGCCAUUCGACAAGAUGGAAUAUAUCACUCUAACCGGAGAAUCUUGCUUCACUUCUUCUGAAGCUCAGAAAGUGAAGGAUCGUAUCAACCAAACGGCGUCGACGAAAGUGACUAACAUCUUAGGUUCCUGGAUAUAUUACGCGCAUAUCAGAGGAAACAAGGAGUCUCUUCAACCCAAACUCCAGCAAUUACUUCCACUGCCUGAUAGUUCCAGUCCUCCACCUCUAACUCACAUUGGGUAUACUCGUACAUAUUAUAUUGUACCUAGGAAUAUCUCACCAUGGAGCUCUAAAGCAACCAAGGUCUGUGAAGUUUGCGGUCUUAAAGAUGAGAUCCAUCGUGUGGAACGAGCAAGAUCCAUCACACUGGAAUUCGAACAUCCUUUCAGCAGCGAUGAAAUCCCAUUCAGGGACCUGCUAUAUGACCGGAUGACCGAGAUCAUAUCUCCAAACCAACCAGAUCUUGAGUCUAUGUUUAUAGAGCGAGAGCCCUUACCCCUAGAGGUCGUCAACAUAUUCUCUGCAGACCAGACGCCAAUUGAUAUGCUCAAAGCAUACAACAGCAAGCAUGGUCUAGCUCUAGAUGAGUCCGAGAUGGAAUACCUAGCCCAAGAAUUCAUGCAGCUUGGACGACCGCCAAAUGACAUCGAGCUCUUUAUGUUUGCUCAAGUCAAUUCAGAACAUUGUCGUCAUAAGCAAUUCAACGCAAGCUGGACUAUUGAUGGCUUAACCAAGGACUUGAGUCUAUUCGACAUGAUUCGAAAUACUCACAAAAAAACACCCGAUUAUACUGUCUCGGCCUACAGCGACAAUGCUGCAGUAAUGCAGGGUGAAAUAGGAAAUUAUUGGGCUCCUGAUUAUACAACUGGAUCCUGGAGACUCAACAGAGAAGUCGUGCACAUACUGGCUAAAGUUGAGACUCACAACCACCCUACUGCUAUUUCUCCUUUCCCAGGAGCUGCCACGGGAUCUGGUGGCGAGAUCCGCGACGAGGCCGCCGUUGGAAGAGGAUCUGCUACUAAGGCUGGUCUUUCCGGAUUCUGGGUAUCCGAUCUUCUUAUUCCAGGCCACCAAGCCUGGGAAACUGAUAUUGGCCGCCCAGCUCACUACGCUAGCAGUCUUGAUAUCAUGCUAGAAGCACCCAUUGGCUCUGCUCGCUUCAAUAACGAAUUUGGCCGCCCUGCACUUACCGGGUGUUUCCGUACGAUGUUGACAAACGGUACGAAUAAAAGCGACGAGAACUCUGAAAAGGCGACAGAAUGGCGAGGCUACCACAAACCGAUUAUGAUUGCAGGUGGACUCGGUAGAGUUAGACCAGGACACGCCAUCAAAAACCCAACCGAUGUGCAUGAAGGUGCUCAUGUUAUCGUGCUUGGUGGCCCUGCGAUGCUAAUUGGGCUUGGCGGUGGUGCGGCAUCCAGUAAUGCUUCUGGAGAAGGGACUGCGGAUCUCGAUUUCAACAGUGUUCAGCGAGGUAACCCUGAGAUGCAGCGUCGAGCCCAAAUGGUUAUCGACACAUGUUGUGGCUUAGGGGACUCGAACCCUAUCGCUAUGAUACACGAUGUUGGUGCUGGCGGUUUAUCGAACGCCCUCCCAGAGCUUGUUAAAGAUGCUGGGUUUGGAGGUAAAUUCGAACUCCGACAAGUUGAGAGUGCAGAUGGUAGUAUGAGUCCUCUUCAAAUUUGGUGUAAUGAAGCUCAGGAACGUUACGUUCUUUUAGUUAAUAGCGAGGGGAUGAAUCGGUUCGUGAGCAUCUGUAGACGUGAACGCUGCGGUUUUUCAGAUGUUGGCACUGUCGUAUCUGAAAAUGAGAGCGGUCCCUCUAAGCUUAUUUUGACCGAUAGAAAUGCGAAUGAGAAAACAUACUCGCGACCCAUCGACCUACCUAUGUCGACCCUAUUCCCCCCAGGCCGUCGGUUGCAGCGCAUAGUGACAUCGAGUAAACCAAAUCUGCCAAAGUUCGAUCCGGUCCCCAGUUUGAAGGCUGCGUUUGGGGAUAAAUUAUCCGAUGCUGAACUAGUUAGAAACGCACUGCAGAGAGUUUUCUGGAUGCCAGCUGUGGGAUCGAAGUCUUUUCUAAUUACGAUUGGAGAUCGAACUGUCGGCGGUCUUACCGCUCGAGACCAAAUGGUAGGCCCCUGGCAAACUCCUGUAGCCGAUGUUGCUGUGACAGCCACGUCGUUCAAUAUGGGAGCGAAGACGAGGCAUGGUGAAGCAAUGGCUAUGGGUGAGAAGCCUACCCUUGCACUAAUAUCUCCCGCCGCGUCUGCUCGCAUGGCAGUUGCCGAGAGUUUAAUGAAUAUAGCUGCUGCGGAUAUUAUGGGCGAUUUACGACGAGUCAAGCUAUCCGCGAACUGGAUGGCAGCUGUAAAUCAUCCCGGAGAAGGCGCUGCUCUUUACGAAGCGGUCGAAGCCAUUGGGCUUGAUAUGUGUCCACGACUGGGAAUUAGCAUACCUGUUGGCAAAGAUUCUACGUCAAUGAAAGCAACUUGGAAAGAUCGUGAGUCUGAAGAGGCCAAGAGCGUAACAGCGCCCGUAUCAGUGGUUAUCUCGGCAUUUACAAUAGUCGACGACAUUCGAAAAACAUGGACCCCACAGCUUCGACGUGUGGAGGAAGUCGGAGAGACUGUUCUUAUGUUUGUUGACCUAGCAAAAGGCAAGAAAGCCAUGGGCGGGUCGGCCCUUGCUCAGUCAUUCGGCUACGUUGGUGACGAGGCACCCGACGUACGAGACAUUGACUUAAUCACUGAUUACUUUGAUGCGCUGGCUCAACUACACCAGAGUGGCAUUGUUCUCGCGUAUCACGACAGGUCUGAUGGUGGGUUGAUUACAACAGUAGCGGAGAUGAUGUUCGCUGGACGAUGCGGCGUUGACUUGAUGAUGGAUGGAAUUGCCAAAUCCUACUUGGUUGAAGACAUGGUUGAUGCUUUGUUCAACGAGGAAUUAGGAGCCGUGUUCCAGGUGCGAGCCUCUGAUGAGAUCAAUUUCAAGAGAUGCUUCGCAACCUGUGGGCCACCACCAGGCAUGAUCAGAAAAUUUGGCAGUGUCCAGCCAAAAUCAAAGCAGGCGUUGACGAUUCGCUACGGAGCAGCGCCUCUCGUUAGCCUCGAUAGGAAGGAGAUUCAACAGUGGUGGACAAAGACCUCAUUCGAGAUGCAGAAGCUGAGAGAUAAUCCCUCUUGUGCCGAGUCCGAAUAUUCGACCAUCAUCGAUCAAACCGACCCCGGUCUCUCCUACAAGCUCACCUUUGACCCAUCCGAUAAUAUUUUGCCAUUGACUGCCUCUAUUACUGGGUUCUUUGGCAAGAGCCCUCGAGUGGCUAUUUUGCGAGAGCAAGGUGUCAAUGGGUAUGCCGAAAUGGCAUUCGCAUUCAAAGCAGCAGGUUUUGACCCUAUCGAUGUAAUGAUGACGGACAUCAUUUCGGGUCGCUCGCUUGUAGAUUUCGUGGGCCUGGCUGCCUGUGGUGGCUUUUCCUACGGUGAUGUGCUUGGGGCCGGACAAGGCUGGGCUAAGUCCAUUCUUAUGCACGAGAAUGCUCGCAAGGAAUUUGAAGAUUUCUUUAAGAGACCAGAUACAUUUGCUCUUGGGGCUUGUAAUGGUUGCCAGAUGUUAUCACGACUUAAGGAGCUUAUACCUGGAACAGAACAUUGGCCAGUGUUCGUGGAGAAUACAAGCCAGCAGUUUGAGGGACGUUUGGGUAUGGUCAAGAUCGAGGACAAUCCAUCAAACCCUUCAGUUUUCCUCCAUGGUAUGGACGGCUCGGCAUUGCCAAUUGUCGUUUCUCACGGCGAAGGAAGGGCAUCUUUCUCUUCACAAAACUCUCUACGGGCUCUUAACGAAGCUGGAUCUAUUCCAAUUCGGUACGUCGAUAACUACUUGAACGUGACGGAGAAGUAUCCGUUCAACCCCAAUGGCAGUCCUGGCGGCAUUGCCGGUGUCAGCAGCAAAGAUGGUCGCGUCCUGGCCCUAAUGCCUCACCCUGAGCGAUCAGUGAUGGCAGAUUCCAUAUCCUACGCACCACCUGCUCUUCUUGAAGAGUGGGGAGAAUUUGGUCCCUGGAUUAGGAUGUUCAGAAGCGCGAGAAAAUGGGUCGGAUAAAUUGCUCCUACUAAAGAAAGGAGUCUACGCAGCAAUCAUUUAGGCUUAGAACAUACGAUCACACGAUAUACUUCUACAUGCACCUCGUCGUUAAAACAAGGCUUGGUAUUCAAUCGACGAGAUUGAAAAUGCAGUAUAUACUUUACUCUAACGAGACCUAAGCUAGGUAUCCAAGUAGAUACUGCAAAUGUUCUAGGAGUUGACUAAAGGCGGUUCUGUAUUAGGAGUUACAGACUUAAACGAAAGAGGUCGCCGAAGGCACAAACAAAGGCCAUCUAUAUAGCAAUGUAUUAAGCAAGGAAAUGAACAUGAUCGAUUAGCAAAC
Annulohypoxylon maeteangense is the source of this 4487-nucleotide messenger RNA. Its product is annotated as phosphoribosylformylglycinamidin. The transcript is spliced from 8 exons. The record is from RefSeq and is a predicted model, not a curated record. Bases 80 to 4162 code for a protein of 1360 amino acids. Gene Ontology annotation, biological process: 'de novo' IMP biosynthetic process. NCBI's taxonomy places the organism in Eukaryota, Fungi, Ascomycota, Sordariomycetes, Xylariales, Hypoxylaceae. Gene Ontology annotation, molecular function: phosphoribosylformylglycinamidine synthase activity.